Messenger RNA from Cokeromyces recurvatus, 1425 nucleotides. RefSeq lists its product as uncharacterized. The record is from RefSeq and is a predicted model, not a curated record. Lineage: Eukaryota; Fungi; Mucoromycota; Mucoromycetes; Mucorales; Mucoraceae. The transcript has 6 exons. Bases 158 to 1384 code for a protein of 408 amino acids.
AUUCACUAGAAAAAUACUCGUAAGUUUUUUUUUUUGUAUUGUAUAUAACAUAUAUAUAUAUAUAUGUAUAUAAAGUAAGAGAGAGGCAGGAAAAAAAAAAGAAAGGAUUAAAUUGUUAUACCUGUAUAGGAAAAAGGAAUUUCAAGAUGUACGUAAGAUGCGACAUUUAUCAUUUCGAUCAGCUGCAGCCACAAUAUCUGGUAAGAAGAAAGAAUUAAUGGCAAAGGAGGAAGCAAAGUAUCAACUUGCUUUCGAAAAUGAACAACGCUCGAGAAGAGAAUUAGAAGAGCUCCAUGCCAAUUAUGAUUCUGCUGUUGCUAAAGAAGCGGAACUUAUUUCACAAAAGAGCCAUUUUAAAGACGCAAGACAUCAAUAUGAAUCAUUAUUAAAACAGAUUUUUCAAUAUGAAGACCCUAAUUUUCCUAUGGAAUCUCAGUUAAAAGCAGAAUUAACGAAUUAUAUUGAACAAAGACGUCUAGCCAAAAGAGAUAGGGAUCGUUUUGUAAACGCUGAGCGAGCACUUUCAACGACAUUAGUAGAUACGAAGAAAGUAAUACGUUUAUUAGAUACAGUGAUUAACUAUGUACCGUUUGAGAUAUUUGGUGGCCCUAUUAUUGACGAAGAACAAGUUGCUUACUUGGAAGCUUCUAAAAGAAGAAUUUGGGAAAUUCAACGUUUAUUAAAUUCAGUACGCACUACAUUACCAGAGAUACCAUAUCCACAAACACUUGAUGUCGUUACUAAUAAUACAUUAUUAUCUAUGCAAUUUAAUACAAACUAUAUUGAUAUAGCAUGGAAAGCGAAAAGUUCACAAUGUUUUGGAAUUUUAGCAACUGCUUAUCGAAAUAUACAAAAUUCAUUAACUUGGGUUAAACAAUACAAAGAAUAUGCAGUUGGAGCGAUAAGUCGAUUAGAAACAGCAGUGAAUGUAACAAAAAAAUCGUUAGAAGCAGAACGAAAAAGAAUUAUGGAUACUGUAUUAGAAGGAUAUGUGGAUCCAUCUGCAUCUUCAAGUACUGCUGCUGCACCGCAUAAUUUAUUUGAUACUCCAAAUAAUGACUUACCUCCUCCUGUUUACGAGGCCCCACCUUCUAUGAAUACUCGAGAAAAUAGUCAACGUCAAGAGCAACAUUCAUUACCCAUUAUUCCUGAUAAUUUAACACCUAUAUCACGUUUAUCUGAAGUGUCAAUCAAUACUAUGGAUGACGCCAAUGGCUUAUUGUCUACCACUAGUAUAUCAGCUAAUAAUAAUAAUAAUAAUAUAACCGCACCGCCUCAGCCGAUAACACCUGUAAUUAAUAGUGACAAUGUACUUGCUAAUAAUAAUAAUAAUAACACUCCUACAUAUAUAUCACAUAAUGUAAAUAAUCCAUUUGUUCAAUAAAUUAAUAAUUACGCUAAGCUUAGAGUAUUAUGAAUACUGUA